Molecule: messenger RNA, 1695 nt
Organism: Morone saxatilis (striped sea-bass)
Lineage: Eukaryota; Metazoa; Chordata; Actinopteri; Moronidae
Gene: cd63
Product: CD63 molecule
Exons: 8
Coding region: 160-882 (240 amino acids)
Cellular component (GO): membrane
Source: RefSeq, a predicted model, not a curated record
AGGCAGCACGUUGCGUUUACGGCCAUUGUGGGGGGAGUUAGUAGUGAGACAGAAGCCGAGACGCUAAAAGUUGAUUUACACAUCGUCGUCCUCUCUUCCCAUCGCAGGAUCUCAAAGACCUUCUUCACAAAAAAAAAAGGCAACUGAUCCUCACCAGCCAUGGCUGUGGAGGGAGGUAUGAAAUGUGUGAAGUUCCUGAUCUUCUUUUUCAACUUUAUCUUCUGGUUAUGCGGCUUAGCGUUGAUUGUCGUGGGAGUCCUGGUCCAGGUGGGUUUGCACAAGACCUUCACCAUCAAGGACGCGACGGCCUCGGGAAUUCCCAUCCUCAUCAUCAUCGUCGGUGUGGUGAUUUUCUUCAUCUCCUUCUUCGGCUGCUGUGGCGCCUGGAAAGAGAACUACUGCAUGAUCACCACGUUUGCCAUCUUUCUCUCACUGAUCAUCAUUGUUGAGAUUGCAGCAGCAAUCGCUGGAUACGUCUUCAGGAACAAACUCUCAGGUGUCGUCCAGGAUAGUCUCGCUGAAAUGAUUACGCAUUACGAGAACGGCACAGCUGAAUUCAAAGACACUGUGGAUAAACUGCAGGAGGAGUUGAAAUGCUGUGGCGUGAACAGUUCUUCUGACUGGAAAACCUUCAGUUCUGAGGGAAACUCCGUGCCUGACUCAUGCUGUGUGAAUGUCACCAAGCGCUGUGGAGUCGGGACCAUGACGGACGCUACCAAAGUGUACCAGAAGGGUUGCCAUGAUGCUGUGGAGGCUUUACUGAAGAAAAACCUCCUGUGGGUGAUAGUUGCAGCCCUUGUUAUUGCUUUCUUGCAGAUAAUGGGCAUUGUGUUCGCCUGCUGUUUGAUGAGAGGCAUCCGCAGCGGCUACGAAGUCAUGUGAUUCAGCUUCCUGCCCCGAGGCAGGAGCCGGUUGUUCAGAUCACACGUGUUGGGAGCUUCAUUGUUCAUCGUUUUUCGUCCUAUACUCCAGAUAAAAUAUACAGAACAAUAUAUUUUCUCUUUUUGGAUUUUUUUUUCAUAGGUUAUAUCGUCACUUUAAUACUCAUUUUAGCUUAAGAAUUCUAAACGGCGCUUUAUUGUUCUUAUUGGUGGCAAGGAUUUCUAACACACUACUAUGCUUGUUCUGUUUUUAUUAAAGACUGUUUCAAUUACAUCUGCAUUUGCUUUAAGGGUAAACACAAACAGGGGGACAUCAAUGCACCAUAAUUUAUUUCAGACACAGUUCCAUUACAAUGUGUAUAAUAUUGGCACAGCAAUACAAGAUUCAAAACCUGAAGAGCAAAUAACAUCAUGUCUUAAAAUAAACCAUAAACAGAACAGAACUUUUGCAAAUAAUAUUUCAGAUAUAUUGUGCCAGUUCUUGCGAAAAGGCGCAGGAAGCAAAUGACAUUUCCUAUUUACCAAUACAAACAGCAAACAGCAAACAGCAGCACACGGGGGGGGGGGGCGGGGGGGAUGUCGAUGUCCAGUUCCUCUUACUGGUAACCUGAAGUUGGUUAAAAAAAAUAAGCUUGAAUUGAAGCUCGAAGUGUGGUCUGAUCAGGAUGUGUCAAUGUAAUUUUAAGCCUCCAAAGCAAAGAAAACAUCAAGUAAACAAUAAUAGUGCCAUCACAACUUCUUUUUUUCAUGCAGCUGUUAAACCCCAAAAAGGUUUUCGGGCAUCCAUAAAAUAAAGUUUCUCUCACACACACAA